CCACCCCAGACCCUAUAAGGCCUGGGAGCUGAGAGCCCAGCUGCCGGCUGCACCGCCUGUCACUCCAAGGGACCCCCACACGGUCCAGCUGCCUAGAGGGUUACCAUGUCUGCUCGAGAUGGAGGCCAGGAUCCCCCCAAACCCAAGGGCAAGACCCUGGGCAGCUUCUUUGGGUCCCUGCCUGGCUUCAAUGCUGCCCGGAACCUGGUGGCCAACGCCCACAGCUCAGCAAGAGAGGCCCGGCCAGCUGCCGAGCCUGCAGGUGCUCCAGCCGAGGAGGCCGCCCAGCCCCAGGCUCAGGCGCCCGCUGACCCGGAGCAGACGGCCAGGGGGUUAGAGAAGACGCUGCUGCCUUCAGACAAGAUGAUCUCCGGGGCAAAGGACCUGGUAUCCUCCCAGAUGGCCAGGACCAAGGAUGCUCUCUCCACAGGGAUGGCUAGUAUCGUGGACACGGCUAAAGGUGUGGUCCAGGGAGGCCUAGGGAUGACCCAAUCCACGCUGACAGUCACCAAGGAUGCUGUGGCCAGUGGGGCAACUGGGGCAGUGGAUGUGGCCAAAGGAGCCCUACAGACUGGUAUAGACACCGCCAAGACAGUAGUAACAGGCACCAAAGAUGUAGUGUCCACUGGGCUCACUGGAGCAGUGAACAUGGCCAAGGGCACAGUCCAGACUGGCAUGGAUACCACCAAGACCGUCCUGACUGGCACCAAAGACACCAUGUCCACUGGGCUCACUGGGGCCAUGGGUGUGGCCAAAGGGGUUGUCCAGACUGGCAUGGACACCACCAAGACAGUCCUGACUGGCACCAAAGACACCGUGUCCACUGGGCUCACUGGGGCCAUGGGUGUGGCCAAGGGGGUUGGCCAGACUGGCAUGGACACCACCAAGACUGUCCUGACUGGCACCAAAGACACCGUGUCCACUGGGCUCACUGCUGCAGUCAACAUGGCCAAGGGCACAGUCCAGACUGGCAUGGACACCACCAAGACUGUCUUGACUGGCACCAAAGACACCAUGUCCACUGGGCUCACUGGGGCCAUGGGUGUGGCCAAGGGGGCUGUCCAGACUGGCAUGGACACCACCAAGACCGUCCUGACUGGCACCAAAGACACCAUGUCCACUGGGCUCACUGGGGCCAUGGGUGUGGCCAAGGGGGCUGUCCAGACUGGCAUGGACACCACCAAGACCGUCCUGACUGGCACCAAAGACACCGUGUCCACUGGGCUCACUGGGGCCAUGGGUGUGGCCAAAGGGGUUGUCCAGACUGGCAUGGACACCACCAAGACCGUCCUGACUGGCACCAAAGACACCGUGUCCACUGGGCUCACUGCUGCAGUCAACAUGGCCAAGGGCACAGUCCAGCCUGGCAUGGACACCACCAAGACCGUCCUGACUGGCACCAAAGACACCGUGUCUACUGGGCUCACUGCUGCAGUGAACAUGGCCAAGGGCACAGUCCAGACUGGCAUGGACACCACCAAGACCGUCCUGACUGGCACCAAAGACACCAUGUCCACUGGGCUCACUGGGGCCAUGGGUGUGGCCAAGGGGGCUGUCCAGACUGGCAUGGACACCACCAAGACCGUCCUGACUGGCACCAAAGACACCGUGUCCACUGGGCUCACUGGGGCCAUGGGUGUGGCCAAAGGGGUUGUCCAGACUGGCAUGGACACCACCAAGACCGUCCUGACUGGCACCAAAGACACCGUGUCCACUGGGCUCACUGCUGCAGUCAACAUGGCCAAGGGCACAGUCCAGCCUGGCAUGGACACCACCAAGACCGUCCUGACUGGCACCAAAGACACCGUGUCUACUGGGCUCACUGCUGCAGUGAACAUGGCCAAGGGCACAGUCCAGACUGGCAUGGACACCACCAAGACCGUCCUGACUGGCACCAAAGACACCAUGUCCACUGGGCUCACUGGGGCCAUGGGUGUGGCCAAGGGGGCUGUCCAGACUGGCAUGGACACCACCAAGACCGUCCUGACUGGCACCAAAGACACCAUGUCCACUGGGCUCACUGGGGCCAUGGGUGUGGCCAAGGGGGCUGUUCAGACUGGCAUGGACACCACCAAGACCGUCCUGACUGGCACCAAAGACACUGUGUCCACUGGGCUCACUGGGGCCAUGGGUGUGGCCAAAGGGGUUGUCCAGACUGGCAUGGACACCACCAAGACCGUCCUGACUGGCACCAAAGACACCGUGUCCACUGGGCUCACUGCUGCAGUCAACAUGGCCAAGGGCACAGUCCAGACUGGCAUGGACACCACCAAGACUGUCCUGACUGGCACCAAAGACACCAUGUCCACUGGGCUCACUGGGGCCAUGGGUGUGGCCAAGGGGGCUGUCCAGACUGGCAUGGACACCACCAAGACCGUCCUGACUGGCACCAAAGACACCGUGUCCACUGGGCUCACUGGAGCCAUGGGUGUGGCCAAGAGCACAGUCCAGACUGGCAUGGACACCACCAAGACUGUCCUGACUGGCACCAAAGACACCGUGUCCACUGGGCUCACUGCUGCAGUCAACAUGGCCAAGGGCACAGUCCAGACUGGCAUGGACACCACCAAGACCGUCCUGACUGGCACCAAAGACACCGUGUCCACUGGGCUCACUGCUGCAGUGAACAUGGCCAAGGGCACAGUCCAGACUGGCAUGGACACCACCAAAACUGUCUUGACUGGCACCAAAGACACCAUGUCCACUGGGCUCACUGGGGCCAUGGGUGUGGCCAAGGGGGCUGUCCAGACUGGCAUGGACACCACCAAGACAGUCCUGACUGGCACCAAAGACACCGUGUCUACUGGGCUCACUGCUGCAGUGAACAUGGCCAAGGGCACAGUCCAGACUGGCAUGGACACCACCAAGACCGUCCUGACUGGCACCAAAGACACCGUGUCUACUGGGCUCACUGCUGCAGUGAACAUGGCCAAGGGCACAGUCCAGACUGGCAUGGACACCACCAAGACCGUCCUGACUGGCACCAAAGACACCAUGUCCACUGGGCUCACUGGGGCCAUGGGUGUGGCCAAGGGGGCUGUCCAGACUGGCAUGGACACCACCAAGACCGUCCUGACUGGCACCAAAGACACCGUGUCUACUGGGCUCACUGGAGCAGUGAGCAUGGCCAAAGGCACAGUCCAGACUGGCAUGGACACCACCAAGACCGUCCUGACUGGCACCAAAGACACCGUGUCCACUGGGCUCACUGGAGCCAUGGGUGUGGCCAAGAGCACAGUCCAGACUGGCAUGGACACCACCAAGACUGUCCUGACUGGCACCAAAGACACCGUGUCCACUGGGCUCACUGCUGCAGUCAACAUGGCCAAGGGCACAGUCCAGACUGGCAUGGACACCACCAAGACCGUCCUGACUGGCACCAAAGACACCGUGUCCACUGGGCUCACUGCUGCAGUGAACAUGGCCAAGGGCACAGUCCAGACUGGCAUGGACACCACCAAAACUGUCUUGACUGGCACCAAAGACACCAUGUCCACUGGGCUCACUGGGGCCAUGGGUGUGGCCAAGGGGGCUGUCCAGACUGGCAUGGACACCACCAAGACAGUCCUGACUGGCACCAAAGACACCGUGUCUACUGGGCUCACUGCUGCAGUGAACAUGGCCAAGGGCACAGUCCAGACUGGCAUGGACACCACCAAGACCGUCCUGACUGGCACCAAAGACACCGUGUCUACUGGGCUCACUGCUGCAGUGAACAUGGCCAAGGGCACAGUCCAGACUGGCAUGGACACCACCAAGACCGUCCUGACUGGCACCAAAGACACCAUGUCCACUGGGCUCACUGGGGCCAUGGGUGUGGCCAAGGGGGCUGUCCAGACUGGCAUGGACACCACCAAGACCGUCCUGACUGGCACCAAAGACACCGUGUCUACUGGGCUCACUGGAGCAGUGAGCAUGGCCAAAGGCACAGUCCAGACUGGCAUGGACACCACCAAGACUGUCUUGACUGGCACCAAAGACACUGUGUCCACUGGGCUCACUGGGGCCAUGGGUGUGGCCAAGGGGGCUGUCCAGACUGGCAUGGACACCACCAAGACUGUCCUGACUGGCACCAAAGAUGUUCUGUCUACUUCAAUAACUGGGGCAAUGGGAGUGGCCAAGGGGGCUGUUCAAGUUGGCAUGGACACCACCAAGUCCGUCUUGACUGGCACCAAAGAUGUUCUGUCUACUUCAAUAACUGGGGCCAUGGGUGUGGCCAAGGGGGCUGUUCAGGUUGGCAUGGACACCACCAAGUCCGUCUUGACUGGCACCAAAGAUGUUCUGUCUACUUCAAUAACUGGGGCCAUGGGUGUGGCCAAGGAGGCAGUCCAGAUUGGCGUGGACACCACCAAGUCCAUCUUGACUGGCACCAAAGAUGUUCUAUCUACUUCAAUCACUGGAGCAAUGGAUGUGGGCAAGGAGGCCAUCCAGACUGGCAUGGACACUACUACGACCAUCUUGACUGGCACCAAAGGUGCCAUGUCCUCUGGACUCAGCAGUGUAGGGCAUGUGGCCCAAGAAGGUAUGCACACUGGGGUGGGGAUCACCCCAAACCUGUUACCUGAUUCCAAGGCUGCCACCUCAGUUGGACUUGCCCGUUCCAGGGCCCCAGAUGAAGAACAAACCAUCACAAGCCCCACUCAGGCUCAGCACAGCGACCACGGACCUCUGUCAACUGAGGCCAUGUUCAGCCAAGACGCCACCCUGGGCAAGGUGGAUGCUGCUCCCGGGGCCACCACUCAUGGCCAGGAAGGAGCCCAGGGCUUUGGAGCGCUCCGGGACAAGCUGGAGGAGCUGGGAGAGAUCUUCCAGCCCAUGAGCGCCGAGGAACAAGCUCAGCUGGCUGCUACCCAGCCCAGGCGGAGGGAGAUCACGGCCGACCAAGGCAGCUACUUCGUGCGUCUGGGUGACGUGGCCCCCGGCUUCCGCCAGCGGGCUUUCGAGCAUGCCCUCAGCCACCUGCAGCACAGCGAGUUCCAGGCACGGGAUGCGCUGGCCCAGCUUGAGGAUGCCUUCAGGGAGAUCGAGGAGGCCCAGCAGGCUCCAGUCAGGGGUGUGAGCAGCCAAGCAAAGGAAGCCGCUGCUGGGGAGGUGCCGGCCACUGGGGCUCUGUCCAGGGCCUGCGACCUCGUCCAGCAGCUCCAUGUGGCCUACAGCCGCCUGGCCUCCGGCCUCCAGGGCCUCCCCACGGAGCUUCAGUGGCAGCUCCAGCAGGCGCGGCACAGCAUCUGUGAGCUCUAUGGCAUGGUCUCCUCGGCCACCACAGUGGCAGAGCUGCCAGUCAAGCGGCUGGCUGAGAGCCGCCAGGGUGUGGGCCAGGCGUGGCGGGGCCUGGAGCAGGUGCUGCGGAGCGUGCAGCAAGGCCCUCCGCUUGGCUGGCUGGUGGGGCCCUUCACCCUGCCCGCUGACGGGCAGCUGCUAUAGGAGCCCCUCCCCUGCCCAGAACCAGCUCCAAGCCCCCAAAGCUCUGGGUCCUGGAGUUCCACCACACCAUGCACCCGGCGCCAGGCCUGUCUGUACCGCCCACCUGCCUCCCUGAGCACGAGCUCGGCUGGUCCUUAUGGCUGAGGAACCCCAGGCAGCUAAGACCCCUGGUGGUGGGCGUUAGCCUGAAGAUCUCAAGCAAGCGCUCAAGAAAGGGUAUGGUGCCUGCCCAGAAAGUUCUCCACUCUGUAUCCCGACCAGGGCCAUUUUAUCUUUUAUAAACUCUGGGGGCCUUCCACCCCAGCCGGGGUCCUCUAGCCACCAGUUAGCAGGCAGCCCUGCUCCUCCGUCCUGGGUUCCAAGCAGCUCCGUCCUUGUUCUGAAAGCACACGUCCAGCAGCUAACAGCGCACACCCCCAAAUAUACCAGAAUGCCGUUGGCCCGGGGCAGGUGGGCUCCCACUGCCUCUGCUGACCCUGCCGCCUCCACUGACCUUUGGGGGAGGUCAAGGGGCUUUGUGAAGGCAAAGCUGAAGCAACUGCUGCAACUGAGGGCCAGAUGGUGCAGGUGGGGGGGGGGAGAGAGUACAUGUCCCCUCCUGAUGCACCCAAUGUUGACCCGCCAACAGCACCCCGGGUCACGGCUGAUCACAGGGGUCCAGAGCUGAUGGUCUGAGGCCCUGGGCCCAGAAGCUGCCGAUGAAGGAACAAAAGGAGGGACCCCAGGGAGCACAUGACAGAAGGUGCUCGAGGGACUUCCCUUGAGAUCCCACAGUUUAGGUCUCCAGGCUUUCACUGCUGAUGGUAUGGGUUCGACCCCUGGACAGGGAACUAAGACCCCACAAGCUACGUGGUGUGGCCAACCCCCCACCCACAGAACACAAACAUGUUUGACGUGUGUUCAGGUCCUGGUCACAUGCUCCAGGCUGGAGGCCAGGGGCUGGGUUGGCAGCCACUGGACAGGCUUCCUUUCCAGCCAUGCUUUCCUUGAGUCCUCAAGGCACCCUAGGAGGUGGGCUGCACACGGGAAGGUGGGGCCAUGGAGGUCCAGUCCCCCCGAUCCUGCUCCCCGGGGCCCAGGAGAUGCUGGGAGAGCUGCUGACUGCCAGUAGCCUAAGCCUCGUCAAGCGCCAGCUUUGCAGAGCCCAUCACACCCGCAUCCCCCCAGCUGGCCACCUCCCUGACAGAGGGCUUGAGAUGGCCCCUCUUCUCAGAAAUGAUCGAGUGCUCUGAGCCCCGGACGAAUGCGCCAGCUGUCCCCAGAGGAUCACCACGUCUUGGGGAGCUGGCUGAGGCAGGACACUGGGACCAGUCUGGGACCUUCCCCAAGCCUUUCUUGCCUUUUUGCCCAUCCCAUAUGGCCAUCAGAGGGGGUGACGCUGGAAACGGUGGUUCACAGAAUCUGAGUUCAGCAACAGUCUCAAGUCCAGUCAAACCACAGUGGGGGUGCCAGGCCCAGAGAGCAGAGCCAUGCUCUGGGCGCUAACCCACCAGGACAGAGAGGCUGGGCCACCAGCAGGACACACAACAGAGGUGACUGUUUAUAGACAACUGCCCUGUGUAGGUGCUUGGGUGGGCCACACAUACACAGGCACACCACACACACAGACCAACCACUAUCCCCUUCCCUGGUCUAGAGAAGCAUGCACACACACCACCUACCACCCAUUACCCCCUCCCCUGGUCUAGAGAAACACACACACACACAUACACACACACACCACCCACUAUCCCCUUCCCUGGUCUAGAGAUACACACACACACACACACACACACACACCACCCACUAUCCCCUUCCCUGGUCUAGAGACACGCACACACACACACACACACACACACCCCCUUCCCUGGUCUAGAGACACGCACACACACACACCAC
Messenger RNA from Capra hircus (goat), 7302 nucleotides. It is a transcript of the gene PLIN4, whose product is annotated as perilipin 4. Gene Ontology annotation, cellular component: plasma membrane. Bases 106 to 5424 code for a protein of 1772 amino acids. The record is from RefSeq and is a predicted model, not a curated record. NCBI's taxonomy places the organism in Eukaryota, Metazoa, Chordata, Mammalia, Artiodactyla, Bovidae. The transcript is spliced from 8 exons.